AUGGCUCUUCCCGGCAUCCAAAUGACCCAAAUUAAUUUGCACCACAGCAAAAGCGCCUCGGCUAUCUUAGCCAGGAGCAUGGCUGUGAUGCAUACAAGUAUUGCACUAAUCCAAGAACCUUGGAUUCUCAGCAGCGAGGACCUCACAGUCAUCAAGGUGAGAGUAAAGCUAGCCAAGGAAAAGGACAUGGAGGUACUCAUAGGGUCAGUCUAUAUGCCCUACGAUUCCAUGGACAAUUCACCACCGAAAGAGGUAAAAGCCCUGGUAGCCUAUGCGGAGGCCAGGAGGCUUGAACUCCUGCUGGAUUGUGAUGCGGACUCUCAUCAUGUAGGAUGGGGAAUCAUUGAUAUCACGGUUUGUACGGAGAGGGUGGCGGGUCUGUUGAACGACUGGAGGGUCUCGGAUGAGCCCUCUGGCUCUGAUCACAGACAAAUACGCCUAACUCUUCAGCAACUACCGCAAAUCAGCUGGAACGCCAUUGCAAAUGCCUACGAGUUAAACUGCCCACCACAACCAAAGAGCCCGGUGACUAAGAUCCACUGGUGGAACAAAGAGCUUGAAAAGCUCAGGUUGGAAACGAGGAGGAAAUUCAGUAAGGCAAAAAGAACCAGACUUGUAGCACUCUGGGAAGCUUUCAGAAGCUCCCAACAAAAGUACAGCAAGGAAAUCAAGAAAGCAAAGUACAAAAGCUGGAAACACUUCUGUGAAAGCAUUGAGAAUGCCCCAGAGGCAUCCAGUCUUCCCAGAAUUCUCAGCUUAGAUCACCGUCCCCAACUGGGCUGUCUUAAGUUUCCAACGGGGAAUGUUACUGAGGAGGCGUCGGACACAUUAAAACAUUUAAUGGAAGUCCACUUCCCAGGUUCUGACAAUAACAUACAACCUCGCCGGCCGAAGCCUAGGGCGUUGGAGAGGCUGAUCGACGGAUUCUUGAAGAACGGACCUUUGCUUACAUAUCCACUGGCCUCUUCCCAAUAUGCUUACAAAGAGGGCAGAUCUACGGAUACUGCCUUGCACCACCUUGUGACCGGGAUCGAGAGGCAAUUGGAGGCAAAAGGAUAUGCCCUGGGCGUCUUCCUGGAUAUUGAGGGAGCUUUUGAUAGCACCUCAUAUGAUGUAAUCGGAGAGGCGAUGACCAGGCACGACAUUCCAGCCGCACUAGCAGACGGACACAAAGCAUGCUAA
Pseudomyrmex gracilis is the source of this 1182-nucleotide messenger RNA. RefSeq lists its product as uncharacterized. The record is from RefSeq and is a predicted model, not a curated record. NCBI's taxonomy places the organism in Eukaryota, Metazoa, Arthropoda, Insecta, Hymenoptera, Formicidae. Bases 1 to 1182 code for a protein of 393 amino acids. The transcript has 5 exons.